GUGGUUUUAACCGAUCAGUCUGAGUUAGAUUAGAUAUCAGCAGGAAGAAGAAACAAAGAAAGCCCCAGUUUACUGUCGGAUGCAUAGAGAAAUGGUGUCUACAAGGGAGGUGUUUUGUCUGUUGUUGGUCGCGAUUAUGUGGGGAGGCACAAACCCAUUCCUGAAAAAAGGCACAGAGGGCAUUGAAGGGGUUCAGAAGGACAAUACAUUCCUCCAAUUUCUGGCUGAGAUCAAAUUUCUGUUUCUCAAUAUCAAGUAUUUAUUCCCAUUCCUGUUGAACCAAAGUGGAUCAUUUGUGUUCUACUUCACUCUUGCUUCUACAGAUUUGUCUCUGGCUGUUCCCAUGGUGAACUCCCUCACAUUUCUGUUCACGUUACUAAUGGGUAAAUUGCUUGGAGAAGAAGUUGAAGGAAAGAGAGCUGUGCUGGGUAUGUUGCUCAUCAUGUCUGGAGUGACAGCGUGCGUGCUGAGUUCUGUCUCUGAGACGGACAGCGCAGGAGCCCGCAACACAGGUAACCACUACAUUCCACUGGACUAGGAGGUGGAGGAGGACUGUAGAUCUGCUCCAGCCAUGUGAUCACACCUCACACACACACACACAUUCAUCUGACACAAUGUAUGUGCUGAUCCAUUUUCAGUAUGUGCUGCUUUAUAUCUGUACUUGAACCAUGCUGGUU
Messenger RNA from Carassius auratus (goldfish), 677 nucleotides. Its product is annotated as transmembrane protein 234-like. The record is from RefSeq and is a predicted model, not a curated record. The coding region runs from base 80 to 538 and encodes 152 amino acids. Lineage: Eukaryota; Metazoa; Chordata; Actinopteri; Cypriniformes; Cyprinidae. The transcript has 5 exons.